GGUGCUUUUUUUGUCCAUGCCUCCCAAGUAAAACCAGUGAUACUGUAAUAUAUUUUCUGAAAUUAUAAUAUUAUUUCCCAGCAGAUCAAGUGCAAAAAUUACACACAAAUAUAUAAUAAAGACAUUGAUUAACAGGUCUGUUAAUAAGAAUCAAGCAAAAAAGCAUUCCACUUGAUGUAGUUCAGAUAUAUAGUUUCUUCACAUGCCGGAUAAAGCCUUAAUGGGGAUGUGUGGUUUGAAGUUACUAAUCAAAUGAAGUUAUAUAAAGGAUAAUAUUCUGAUUUGCUAACCAGAUCAUAAGUUUUUCCAAUACGAGAAUUGUGACUAAUUAAUUAAAAUAAAUUUCUGACUCACGUCCAUUAAAUCGGAUCGCGUGUUCGAUCAAGUUAAAUUAAUUCUCCACGAAAGGGACUUCUUAACAUCCACAUUGACAAAUUUAGAGUCAAAAUCUUAAAUGAAUACACUCAACAUUGCAAAUUGCAAUUAAACCACAUAAUAUUAAUGGGGAGCAAAUUCAGAUUUGAGGGAUAUAAAUAUGAUCCAUGUGCCCUACCUUCUCUGAGGGAUUAUUUUUUGGUUCAUCAAAAUCAUCAUGUGAUCAAACUAGUCAUAUAGACGAGCCGUUAUUGGUUCGCGACCUGUCACUAUCUACCGGUCCUUUCUCGCCGAACAAUAGCUCGAGGCUCGCUGAUUGGACAACAAGUUGACUGAGUAAUUAGACAGUGUUGAACGGCCGACUAUGCGAGUGAUGACCGGCUAAGAUCACAUAACUCUUUGAUGAAAUCGAAUUCAAUGGUCUAUUGAAUUGAAGGGCACUGGAAUUUAAUCGCUUUUGAAAUGGAGUACAAGAUCGCCAUUUUGCUAUACAUGUACUUAAUUGGAUCCUGGUCACGCUUUUGUCAUUGGUCAAAGUCAUUCAUGAAAUUGUUUAUCGGGAUAUGAAUCACCAAAACCAAUUGAAUAUACCGAAGGAAUGAUUCACGAAAAUUCUAUAUAUUACAUUGACAAUAUACCAAAUACAACUUACAAGAUCCCGAUUACUAUGAACAAUCUCAGAAAUGAAUCACGUGAACGAUUGAUAAUUCAAAAUCUAUAAUGGAACUUAACGAGAUAUAUAUUCCGGCAAGUAUGUCCCAGAAUAUUAACAUUUCUUCCUUGAUACUAGCUUGGCACGAGUGUUAAACCGGCAUUCAACAUGAUUCAAGAAUUAUUGUUUGUACUAUAUGUUAAUAAUCUUUUAACUACCAUUCAAAAGAAGAGUACAGAGUGAAAUCAAAUCGAUUUUCAAAAUAACACUGCAUCCAAUAGGCCCUAUGUGAUUAGAAAAUUACAAUUUCCAUAUAAUGAUACAAACGCAUGGAACGCCAUGAUGACCAACAGUUGUCAUGUAUUCAUUUUACAAAACGGACAAAUACAAUGUUCACUGUAUACAUACGACGACAUAAUGAUAUAAGAUUCAUUCAUAUUUGCUGGUAUUAUUCCAACCAAAAUUUCAUAUUAAUAUAGAUUGUUAUCAAUAUUUACCUAUCCAAUUAUCAUUGGGGGAAUGCUAUAUACUCCGUAUAAAAAUGAGGGUUUAUUUUUAGUGGAAAUACAGAAAGUACAUGAAGCAAUUUCAGAACAUAGAUAUGAUAAAGAAUAAUCUUGAUCGCAGCCUGCUACUAACCAAGGGACACAAAACAGCUGCUACUAUGGUAACAAAGGUGCAUGGAAACGCGUUAUGAGGACAUUUGGUAAAGAACUUAUACAGGGAUUGGUCGAGAUACAAUAGAUAUAAUUAAAAAAACACUAAAAACAAAAAAAAUUGUGAAAACAAAAUAUUGUAAGGGUAAAAGGAUUAUACGCUUUAAUCAAAAUAAAGGCGUUGGCCCAGGUCAACGUGUAACAUGUAAACAAAGUGUUUCAUGGCAACAACAUGUUUUGAGGUAACAAUUGAGAAGGGGGACAUGCUGGUAAGUGGAAUAGGAGUGGAGGUACACACCUGUGUUGGGGCAGACCAUGGGCAUUUCUUCGUCCAAUCUCAGGGAGUCAGCAAUUCGUGAUGCAGCAGUACAGUGCAGUGGUAUAUUGCUCCUUCCCAUAUCACCUCUAAAGUGACGAUCAAUCCACAGCUCGUCUGUCUAUCAUAACUGAGCAAAAACUGCUUUCCAGAUCUCUUGGAUCAGACCAAAGAUAGAAGAAGGGAAAUGACGAGCAUGACAUGUGGGCAGCAAUAAGUAAUUUCAGGAUGCCUGCAGAAUGGGAGCAGAGAAUUCACCCAAACCUUCGGAGGAUUUGUUGGAUACACCAACAUCAAAGGUGUCUUGACCUAUCUAUGAUCGUUUUGCGGUGGUGAAAACACUUCGAGGGGAAACCCUAUGCCAAUAUUCAGGAAUAUUACCAGCAAAAGAGGAGAGAGAAACUGUGUCUCUGUACCAUGUUUUUCAUGCGGAAGAGGACCGAAGAAGAAUUGGAGAUACCAGGAACCCCACCAUCCUCGUCACCUGCAUCCUUAGAAACCACACCUAUGAUGACAGUGUCGCCGGGAGCAACGAAUGCAGUCCAUUUCUAUCUGCAGGAUGGACCCCGAACAUGCAAGUGCUCUUGUUCAUAGCAUGUGUAGUAGGUUCAUGUUCAUAUAGGAACGUGUAAACGAUGGACGGUGCUCGAAAUACAGACAACGAAGAGGAGGGGAUGAAUGAGAACAUAACAGACAUCAUCAUCUAGAGGAAGAGGGGGAGGAGGAGGAACGGAGUAAUACCGAUUCAGACCAGUCUUCUGUCCAUACCAAGUCAAGAUCAGAAUGGCACCCAUCAUCGAAAACCGUGAUUCCCAUGCUGAGGACAAUGUUCACCAGUCUGCUGACAAUUUGAUCAACGGUUUUAUUCAGGGACCUUCUGUUAGCGAGUGCAAUACCUCAGAGCAACCAACUCAAGUUUUUAAUAUGGAAGAGCAGGAGGAAGGCGAGAUCCCACCAUCUCCAACACCAUCAGUUCUCGAAACGCCCCAGUUGAUCAACGUGUCGCCGGGUCUAUACGACGACGCCAGUCCAUUUCUCCCUGUAGGAUUUGCCCCUGAAAGAACGAGCACCCCUGUUCCUAGGAGACGAGCUUCGUUGGACGGGAUCAGGGCAAGGCUGUUUGCAGACGGUGACGAAGAGGAGCAGGAGAGAUCAAACAGCGUCAUACUGGUAGAAGAGAAGUACAGUGGAGACGACGACGACGACGACGAAGCACCGAUGCAGGAGGCUAGGGAAACACCUUCGGCGAAUGGCAAGUCUUUAAUAUGGAAGUACAGGAGGAAGGCGAGAUCCCACCAUCUCCAACACCAUCAGUUCUCGAAACGCCCCAGUUGAUCAACGUGUCGCCGGGUCUAUACGACGACGCCAGUCCAUUUCUACCUGUAGGAUUUGCCCCUGAAAGAACGAGCACCCCUGUUCCUAGGAGACGAGCUUCGUUGGACGGGAUCAGGGCAAGGCUGUUUGCAGACGGUGACGAAGAGGAGCAGGAGAGAUCAGACAGCGUCAUACUGGUAGAAGAGAAGUACAGUGGAGACGACGACGACGACGACGAAGCACCGAUGCAGGAGGCUAGGGAAACACCUUCGGCGAAUGGGUUCGUCCAUUUAACAGUUAAUAUUCUAAUUUUAAUGCGUGUUGCAUUAACCAGGAGAAUACAUACCCUUACUCAAGAAAGUUGCGAGGGGUGUCAAAAUGACUGUCUGGCGCAAAAAUACCACUACGAAUGUUUAUGGUUAGACUGGGGGAAAAGGUUGAAAGAUUUUUUUUGGACGCUGUUUUGUCAACCAACGAGAAGGAUUUUUUUGAAGUGUUAUAAGAAAUUUUUAAUUGGGAUUUGUUGUAUGAUUGCGACAAAGAAUUACUCACUACAUAGAUGGUGGAAUUUGUAUUUUUCCAUUAUAUGAAAGAAGACAUUUUAAAUGAAAUCAAAAAUAUGCUAUUUAUCAAUUUGAUUUUAUUAAGAGAGGGGAUGGUGGGAUAUGUAGAAAGUAUCUUAGUGAGAUAUAUUUAUAUUAAAUUGGAUGGAUUUUAACGUGACUGAAUAGUAAACUGCAUUUAUGUAUCUAAAUUAAUUAGGUAGAGGGGUUGAAACCCAUUUUUUAUAGUCUAAGUUUGUUGUUAUAUAUAUAUAUAUAUAUAUUAACUUAUAUUAACUUUGAGUUUUGGAUAUGUUAUGUUGAUACAAUACAAUGAUAGGGGUUAACCUAUUCGAACAUUCUUGUACCUUUAGAUGAAAGAAAUAAAAGAAAAUAAUAUAUAAAGAAAGAAAAUAAAGAAAUAAAGAAAAUAAAGAAAGAAAUAAACAAGGUCAAACAUCAACAAUGCAAAAAUACAUUAGGCAAAAUUCAUAAAAGUUUUCGGGUGGUUGAGGAUUGUAUACAUUAUGUUGAUUUUCAUUGUUGUUAAUUUAGUUCACUUAGUUUGUUGUUAUAUAUCCUGGUUUUUGAAAUAACGAUGACCAGUAGAUUAAAAAGACAAAAGUAGAGUUAGGAAAUUUACAAGCACAAAGAAGAAAAAUAAACCCUCACAAGAGCCAAUAGUAUAAAAAUGAAUGUAUAGCUACGUUGAAUUUUAUUCAUUGAUUAUUUAAUUUACAUACUGUUUGUUGUUUAUGUGUUGUAAUUUUCUUAAAACUUUACAUUGAUACAAUUCAAGGGUAAUUUUUUUCUUGUGACAAACAUUCAAGAAAUAAUCAGGAAAAAAGGUUGAGUAGUUUAAUAUAUAUUUUUUUUACAGAGCAUAAUACAAUGAUAUAGAUAUUUAUGUUGACUUUUAUUUAUGUCAGUUGAAUAUUAAGUUAAGUUUUUUUAAAGUGUUAUUCAGUAUAUAACCAA
Lytechinus pictus (painted urchin) is the source of this 4833-nucleotide messenger RNA. RefSeq lists its product as uncharacterized. The record is from RefSeq and is a predicted model, not a curated record. Lineage: Eukaryota; Metazoa; Echinodermata; Echinoidea; Temnopleuroida; Toxopneustidae. The transcript has 6 exons. The coding region runs from base 2783 to 3334 and encodes 183 amino acids.